Molecule: messenger RNA, 621 nt
Organism: Dromiciops gliroides (monito del monte)
Lineage: Eukaryota; Metazoa; Chordata; Mammalia; Microbiotheria; Microbiotheriidae
Product: major urinary protein 20-like
Exons: 6
Coding region: 1-621 (206 amino acids)
Molecular function (GO): small molecule binding
Source: RefSeq, a predicted model, not a curated record
AUGAAACUUCUACUUCUGACCAUUGGCCUGUGCAUGGCCAAUGCAUUUGAAAUUGAUAAAUGGGCCGAUGGCUUUAAAGCUGAAAAGAUCAAUGGGAGGUGGUAUUCCAUUGCAGUGGUAUCUGACAGACCAGAGGAGACAAAUCCAGGUGGAUUAAACAGGUUUCAAAUCUACUCCUUCCAAGUCAAAGAGAAUAGAGAUAUUGAAACAUCUAUCUACAACAAUUGGAAUGAUGUGUGUCAAGAAGUUAAUAUCACACUCACUGAAACCAACUUCCCUGGCCAAUACAAAAUUAAUAAUCUUAAAGAUAACAGCUUUGUCAUGGAAGAUACUGACUAUAAGAACUUCCUGAUUGUAUAUUGCCAAAUUGGGAAGAACACUGGCGUAUGGGAAUUAUUUGGAAGAAAUAAAUAUUUGCCUAGAAUAUAUAAAAUGAAGUUUGAGACUAAAGUCAUAUCUCAUGGUUUGCAAAAAAGGGACAUUUCUUACUUUACUGAAACAGGGACUCUAAGAACUGAACUUUUACCAGAUUCCCUCCAGCUUGACUUCAAGAUCACUGACUCACUCAAGCCUAGUCAUGCCUCUCCCAUUCUUCCUUAUCUCAUUUGUGCCUUUGGUUAA